Messenger RNA from Antrostomus carolinensis (chuck-will's-widow), 1008 nucleotides. RefSeq names its product squalene monooxygenase-like. Gene Ontology annotation, cellular component: endoplasmic reticulum. The transcript is spliced from 6 exons. The annotation marks the transcript as partial. NCBI's taxonomy places the organism in Eukaryota, Metazoa, Chordata, Aves, Caprimulgiformes, Caprimulgidae. Gene Ontology annotation, molecular function: FAD binding; squalene monooxygenase activity. Gene Ontology annotation, biological process: sterol biosynthetic process; cholesterol metabolic process. The record is from RefSeq and is a predicted model, not a curated record.
AUGUGGACCUUUCUGGGAAUCGCCUCCUUCAUCUACGUGUAUAAAAAGUGCGGAGACCUCAUGAGUUACGCUAAUAAGGAGGUGCUGCUCUCCGUGUUAGUGUUCUUCUCCCUCGGCUUGCUGCUGUCGUACAGGUAUCGCUUGGGAGGGCCCAAGCAGCAGCAGCAGCAGCAGCAGAGGAAGACCCACCUGGGGAUGCUCUCUGAUGUUCUCUCAGCUUUACCACUUGUUGGCUUCUUCUGGGCCAAACCCACCCAAGGAUCUCAGCAAAUCGAACAACCCAAAUCCAGGAAGGGUAAAAAAGAAAUAAGCUUCUCGGAUGUGUAUCUGACAGAGACCACUCCAAAUGCAACGUUAUUGCCCCAAUAUGAUCCAGAAAUUAUCAUUGUGGGAUCAGGUGUCCUUGGUUCUUCCUUGGCCACAGUGCUCUCAAGGGAUGGAAGAAAGGUGACUGUGAUAGAGAGGGAUCUGAAAGAACCUGACAGGAUAGUUGGAGAAUUGUUGCAACCUGGAGGUUUUAAGGCACUCAGAGACUUGGGUCUUGAAGAUACGGUAGAAGGUAUUGAUUCACAAGUAGUAAAUGGUUACAUAAUUCAUGACAGAGAGAGCAACUCGGAGGUUGAAAUUCCUUAUCCAACGUCUGGGGACGGCUGUGUGGCGAGUGGAAGAUCUUUUCAUCAUGGCCAGUUCAUCAUGGGUCUCCGAAGGGCAGCUAUGGCAGAGCCCAACGCAAAAUUCAUUGAGGGAACUGUGUUAGAAUUGCUUGAGGAAGAUGACUGUGUCGUGGGUGUUCAGUACAAGGACAGAGAAACUGGAGACACUAAGGACAGUGAACUGCACCAGUGCAUGACCACUACAGCCCAGACUGCCUCCAAUCUUGACAUCCCUGAUGAGCUCACUUGCAUUGGUGACCGUCAGGAGUUUCUAGCUUGUCUCUGUAAGACUUUGCCAGUGGAUGAUGUUGUUGUUGUUGUAAUGUUAAGUGUGACUGACUUGACCAGCAGUAAG